AUGUUUAAGAGUAUAAAGUUUUUCCUCAAAUCGGUUAUCUUUGGUUCGCUUAUUGCCGGAUGUGGUCUUUACGGAGUCAUCGCCUCCAUCGCAUUGAGAAUCGUGGGUAAGAAGGAGUAUGCUCAAUGGACUGUUGGUAGAGCCUUCUAUAACUCUUUCUCUACCGUGUUGGGCAUCAAGAUCACCGUCAAGAACGAAGAAAGAUUGCACGGACUCCCAGCAGUUAUCAUCUCUAACCAUCAAUCCGCCUUGGAUAUCUUGGUAUUGGGUAGAGUUUUCCAACCUGGUUACACCGUCACUGCCAAAAAGGUGCUUAAAUACUUCCCAAUCCUUGGAUGGUUUAUGCUUGCUUCUGGAACUUUUUUCCUUGAUCGUUCAAAGGGUGAAAAGGCAAGAAAAGUCUUGGAAAAUGCCUUGAAAGAUUUGAAGUCUGAGAAGAGAGGUCUUUACAUUUUUCCCGAGGGAACUAGAUCCGCUUCCACAACUUUGGAAUUGUUGCCAUUCAAAAAGGGUGCCUUCCACUUGGCAAAGCAAGCUGGUAUUCCAAUCAUCCCCGUUGUAGUCAGUAACACAUCCACUAUCUUUAACGCCAAGUCUAAAACAUUCAACUGCGGUGAAAUAGUAGUUGAAGUCUUGGAACCAAUGCCAACUACCGGAUUGGAAACUAAUGAAGAUGUCACCAAGUUCACGAAUGAAAUAAGAGACAAGAUGGCUGAAUCCUACAAGAAAUUAGGGUUCUCGACUGUACGUGGCGAAGAGGUCGCCGCCCAAGUGGAAGAUGAAGUGGAGUCUACUGAUAUCAACACCGAUAGUGACGUAGAGGUACAUACUGAAGUUACUCCGUUAGUCUCCAAGGAUUAA
Molecule: messenger RNA, 861 nt
Organism: [Candida] anglica
Lineage: Eukaryota; Fungi; Ascomycota; Pichiomycetes; Serinales; Debaryomycetaceae
Source: the annotation of a GenBank genome assembly